This is a messenger RNA of Symbiodinium natans, 1353 nucleotides long. NCBI's taxonomy places the organism in Eukaryota, Dinophyceae, Suessiales, Symbiodiniaceae. The record is from the annotation of a GenBank genome assembly.
AUGAAGCUGUCUGUGCUAUGGCAUUAUCCAGGAGGCUCAUGGUGUCGCCGGCAGUCGCGCCACAUGAGCAUCAUGGACCGCUACCGAAAAGUUCGACCUGUCCCCGAACGGCCUGCGCAGUUCUGGGCGCGUCCGCCAGAAAAUCCGGAAGAGCGGCCCGGCAUUGCAGAGGCAGAGCAGGAGGUGGCAAAGCUGUUGCAACCUAAACGGCCUCUCUCGUACGUUCGGGCCGCAGUUCCCUCUGAGGCCCAGUUCCGCACAUGGGAUGCCCCGGUGCAACCUGCAGGGCCGCGCUUGCUUCGGAUAGGACUGAUUGGCCCUCCGAAUGCGGGAAAGUCUUCGCUAAUGAACAUCAUUCUGGACAAUCCGAUCAGCGCCGUGUCGCCAAAGGUGAACACGACGCGCGAGGGAGUGCGUGGUGUGAAGACGAUCGGCCAUACCCAGCUUGUCUUCCUGGACGUGCCCGGGAUCAUUCCAUCCCAUCAGAAGUUGGUCAACCGCGAGCUUGUUGCACAAGCAUGGCAGGGAUACCAGGAGUGCGAUGUGUGCCUGCUGGUAAUCGAUGUCGUCAAGCGGCCUACGGCAGAAAUAUUCGAUGUGGUCCGCAAGAUUUGUCCCAAAGAGGACAUUGGAGAGGCUGGGCUGCGUCGCCGCAUGAAGUCCUUGAUGCAGGUAAAUGACGACGGUGAGCAGGAGCUGCCCGCUGAUGCCUACAACCUGCUGCCGCGCUCCCUUCCUGGGUCGCGAAUUUCAUUGGCUCGGACUCAGGCAGAGAGCAGGCCUCCAGUGACCCUGGUGCUCAACAAGGUAGACAAAGCUUCGGAGAUGCGGUGGGUCAUGUCCAGGGAACGGGAGUUCCGGACGCAUGGCCAGUUUGAUGGCAUCUUUUACACUUCCGCCCUGAAGUCGAACGGCAUUGUCAGGCUCUUGGAACAUUUGAAGACGAGGGCGAAGCCAAGGCCGUGGCUGUAUCCGGCGGACAUGAUCACUACCAUGUCCCACACGGAGCAAGUCAGGCAAGUUGUCAACACGCACCUCUUCAAGAGGUUUAAUUCUGACGUCCCGUACAAGAUUGAGCAGCAGACCGUUGGUUGGACCCCACGCUUGGAUGGGUCACUGGUGAUAGAACAGGAAAUCAUUGUAAAAGACUCCGUCGUGGCUCGCAUGAUUUUGGGCGUGCGCAACAGCGUACUCCACGAUAUGAAGCAGCAGGUGAGCGACACCUUGCAGCUACUUUGGGGAAUUCCCGUCGAAGCUCGCAUCUGGGUGAGGCCGCUAAAGCAGCGCCUUAGCAACAGCGACCUGGCUUUGCUGGGCCGGGGGCCGAAGGUUGCAAAAGCACCGGCACCCUGA